This is a messenger RNA of Caenorhabditis sp. 36 PRJEB53466, 3504 nucleotides long. Lineage: Eukaryota; Metazoa; Nematoda; Chromadorea; Rhabditida; Rhabditidae. The record is from the annotation of a GenBank genome assembly.
AUGAAAAACGGAGAACGGAUCCUACAGCUCUCGAAAGAACAACUGAAGCAAGAAGGCAUACUCGGAGAUGACUUUGACAUUGAGUACGGCUCUUUUCUAUAUUUAAAAAAAAUUAGUGAACUGGCAGAAUAAUAAACCAAAUGGGAUGCGGAGAGUCGUACGAAGGAGUGGCCGUCGGAGCAGACAUGUACCACGUGCAGGGAGUGCGCGCCUUCAUCGGACCCUACUGUAAUGCUGAACUGGACGCCGUCGCCAAGAUGGCCACCUUCUGGAACAUUCCGAUUGUCGGCUACAUGGCCUCUUCCAACAGCUUCGCGGACAAAACCGUCUUCAAGACACUGGCAAGAGUCUCUCUCCGAACCACAAACUCAUUGGCUGAGGCGGCCGCAGCUCUCGUGAAACACUACGGAUGGAACAGGGUUGCGAUCGCUACGAACACGGGAGCAGUGGCAUUCGAGAGAGUGCAGUCGUUUGAGGAAGUGUUCCAUCAACGAGGAGUCAACGUUGUUCGGAAGAUCAUGAUGGACGAGUACGCCGAUGCGAAGGCGAUUAUGAACAGCGGACUGCUCCAGGAGCUUGCGAACAGCGCGAGAGGUACGACGAAGAUCAGUCCUGGAGUAGUGUAGUUUGUUCUUUCAGUUAUUGUUUGUGCGUUCUCGUCGACUCGUGACAUGAGCAAGGAGUUCAUGCAAGCAGUCACUCUGUCCGGAAUGAACAAUGCUGAAUACGCGUGGAUCCUUCCCUGGCUCCAAACAGAGACCAAAGACAUUGCUCCGUGGCUUGGAGAGGACGGAGAGUACCAGCAGAAUGUGAAAGAUCACUUUGCAAAUGCAUUCAUUGUGAGUGGGAGAGAGGAAGAGAGAAAAGAGAUAAUAUCGAACCGUGACAGAUUGAUGACGUAAACGGGUUUGACAACACUCUCGUUACUCCAUUCAAAGAGCGAUUGGAAGCAAAUGGGUACACGACGGAUGACCUCGAACUGGUGGAGUUUUAAGAAUGAACUGAAUGUUUAAGCAGGGAAAUUCAGAAAAACAUAUACGGUUACAUUCAUUUGUACGAUGCUCUCCGUUUGUACGCAUUGGCUGUGAGAGCAACAAUGAAUGAAACUGGCAACGAAAAUGCGUACUUGGAUGGAAAGACCGUCUGGAAUCACAUGCGAAGGAUCACAUUCCCCGGGCUCGUUUCCAACGCCGGUGUCACUUCCGGAACUGUCAUGAUGGACGACAUCGCCGAGAGAGCUCCUGUUUAUGCUGGUAACAUCACUUUUCACGCCUACAUUCAUCUCAUCUUUCAGCAUUCUACGUUCCUCCAAACAGUGACACGGUUCGAAAAGUGUGCGAAUUGGAGCCAGUCCUCCUGUCCAAUUGUGACGGUCUCAAGUCCAAUUCCGGCUGUUACGAACUUGUCAUUUCGGAUCUCUCCACCGGAUUCUGGCCUUCCAUAGACGGCAGCUUGCCUCCCGAUGAGCCCCUCUGCGGAUUCCGAAACGAGAAAUGCGACUAUACGACGCUGAUCGUCGCGGGCUGCAUCAUCCUCUUCAUCAUCCUCCUCAUAAUCUCCGGAUUUUUCAUCUCGCGGAUCUGCGAGAAUCGAGCUUUGGCUAACACUCCGUGGAGAAUAUAUCGGGACGAUUUCCGCGUGAUUCAGGAGGAUGAGAUGAAAUCGAUGCUCUCCAUCGGCUCUUCGAAGACUAAGAUGUCGAACAUGAGUAUGUUUGUGAAGCAUCACGCCGUUGUCGGAACGAACACGCACGCAUCGUUCCAUUUGUACCCUCAGAGAAGACCGAUCCAGUUCAACAGACAGGACUUGCAGCUGAUGAACCAGAUGAAACAGGCGGUACAUGACAACCUGAAUCCUUUCCUCGGAAUGUCCUUCAACGAAAAGGAGGAGAUGGUUGUUCUGUGGAAGUUCUGCUCGAGAGGAACAGUCCAAGACAUUAUUUACAACACGGAAGUAGCGCUCGAUUCGAAGUUCCACGGAGCAUUCAUUCGGGACAUUACACUGGGACUCGAGUACUUGCAUUCCUCAAUCAUCGGAUAUCAUGGCUCAUUGUCUCCUUGGGCAUGUCUCAUCGAUAGAAAUUGGAUGAUCAAACUGACCGAUUACGGAAUUGCGAAUCCAUUGGAAAGGUGGGAGAAGUUGGGAUACAUAUCAACUGAAACACUGAAAGAAGGCGACGAUAAGAGCGGAUCGGCGCAGAGGACGAGUAUUCUCUAUCAGCCGCCCGAAAUGCUCAAGAACAGGGAGGACAAUAGAUUGCGAAGGAUGGACCAAUCGUGGGUGAAACAGUCCCAAGCCCGCCGGCAGAUGGGAGACAUCUACUCGUUCGGAAUGGUCAUGCACGAGAUCCUGUUCCGAGCUCUUCCGUUCCCAAACGGAACCAAUAUCAACGAAGUUCUUGAUUACAUCCGCGAUGGAACGAAGACAUUCCGUCCGACAAUCCAUGAUCGCACCCAGAUCCAUCCCGAUCUUGUUGCUCUUCUGCUCGACUGCUGGAACGAGAAUCCAGAAGUGCGUCCGUCUAUUCGCCGAGUCCGUUUGAAUACCGAGAACUAUCUGAAAGUGUAAGUAUAAUCUCCCCUUCGUCAUGGUAUUUAUCCGUUUAGGAAAGGAUCUCUGGUUGAUCAGAUGAUGAGAAUGAUGGAACAAUACGCGAACAAUCUCGAGAAGCUAGUGGCCGAGAGAACGGGAAUGUUGGAAGAAGCUAAUGUGCGAGCAGACAAACUGCUCAGCCAGCUGCUUCCGAAAUACGUGGCAAACGAACUGAAAAUGGGAAGAUCAGUGCCUCCGAAGACGUUCUCGAUGGCAACUGUCAUGUUCAGGUGAUUUUCAGUGGAAUAUUGAUUGACCAAGAGCAUCAACUCUUCAUUUUUCAGUGAUAUCGUUGGAUUCACCACCAUUUGCUCGUCGUCGACUCCGUUAGAAGUGGUCAGUAUGCUCAACAACAUCUACAGCAAAUUCGACGACACCAUCAACAAGCACAGCGCGUACAAAGUAAUCGAAGACAACUGUUGAUGCAUGUAUUUACAAUUUCAAUCAUUUCAGGUUGAAACAAUCGGAGACGCUUACAUGAUCGUAUCUGGAAUACCGGAAGAGAACGGAAAUGAGCACAUACGGAACAUUUGCGACACGGCUCUCGGUCUGAUGGUUCUUCUGAAAACGUACGAAAUCCCGCACCGUCGCAAUGUCCGUCUUCGCAUCCGGCUCGGAAUUCACACUGGAACCGUGGCCGCCGGUGUCGUCGGACUCACCGCUCCCCGUUAUUGUCUGUUCGGAGACACUGUCAACGUGGCAUCUCGGAUGGAAUCGACAAGCGAACCGGAGAAGAUUCAGAUGAGCCAGGAUGCACGCGACUUCUGUCUUCGCUAUUAUCAAGAGUACCAGAUUGUUCUCCGAGGAACCGUGGAUGCGAAGGGAAAAGGGCCCGUGACGACGUACUGGCUUCUGGGAAGACACUCGGAGAGUCAAAUGCAGCAGCAGAGCUUCACACAGCUCGGAAUCUAG